UUGCCAUGACUAGCCUCAGGAAAAGUUGCUCAAUGUUAAUGUUUGACAAGUAGGAAGAAGGGCCUUGGCUGCCAUAUCUCUCACUUAGACAACAAAACCACACUCUUUCAGUUCUCCUUCUACAUAAAAGGCUGUUUGCUGCUCUGUACAGGAGUUAAAUAUUCAAAUCCGAGGGAGAACGAAUGAAAGAUACGAUGGAGGUGCUGGUGCUUAUCGACUUCGAGGGCACCAUGGGUGACGAGAUCACAGUGAAGAUGGGGGAUGUGGUCAAAAAUGUCACCAUGGCCAACGAGGAAGGAUGGCUGGAGGGGGAGCUUAGAGGGAAAAGAGGAAUCUUCCCUGCCAACUUUGUCAAGGAGGUGCCAGUCUACUUGAUGGGGGACAGCAAGAGGGAACCACGCAGCAUCAGAAAAACUAAAAAGAUGAAACAGGCGAGGAUAUGCGAGGUAGCGUUUUCCUACAGUCCCAUGAAUGAAGACGAGCUGGAGCUGGUCGCUGGCGAGACCAUAGAGAUCAUCAGAGAGAUUGAAGAUGGCUGGUGGAUGGGGCUGAAAAAUGGAAAAGUGGGAGCAUUUCCGUCAAACUUUGUCAAUGAAGUUUUUGUCAUUCCUAAAGAUGGGAAGCACAAUGAGGGCAAAACGAGACCCAAACUCACUGAUGCUGUGUUCACUAAGGAGACGUCGCAGAGAGCAAGUGUGAGGAACAAAGCGAAAAACUCUUCAGAGUGUUGCCAAGUCAUGUUUGACUAUAAGGCCAAAGCAGAGGAUGAACUGGAUCUGAAAAAAGGCGAUGUUGUUGUGCUACUGAACAAGGAAACAGAAGAUGAAGGCUGGUGGGAGGGGGAGCUAAACGGGCGUUGCGGCUUCUUUCCUGAUAACUUUGUCAUGGUGAUACCACCAAUGGACAGUCUGCAAUCUGGGAACACAAGCCAACCGCCUGCACGCACCGCCAGCAAGAAACUCCCAGGGAAGACAGAGGAUUCACAAAUGGACAAAGGUGGUCCUGCAAAGAUGAAAGAUGAUAAACCGGAGCCCAAGGACCUGAGAAGCCAUCCUCCAACCAAAGUCAAGCUUCCAUCCAUCAACAAGCCCAGUCCGCCUCCAAUCAAAGACAAGCCCAGCAAGCUUUUACCAAAUAGAACCAAUGGUGAUGCGGUCCCGGUUUUACCAAAAAAGACGGAGGAGAAGGAGGAUGACCAGUUCGAUGGAGUGGAGGUGCAGACUGAAAAGCUGACUCAUCCCACAGUCAACAGAGCCAAACCUCCACAGAGGAGACCACCGUCAGGCCUGGCAGUGCAAAGUGCCACGGAGCAGACGGAACCUGAAGUAUCACCAAAUAAGUUCCAAACAGAGAAACUGUCUGACCUGCAAAAGGGUACAGGUAAUCUCCUGUCAUCCCCUGCAAAGCCUGAGCAUCCGCCCAGGACGCCACCUCCAGUCCGACCAGCACCGCCCAAAGUACUUGUGGACAGCAAAACUGUGACCAUUCAAGAAGAACCAACUGUGAAAAGCCUGCAGGCUGAAAUCAAAGAGCUGAAGAUGGCCUUGGAGCUGUUUCAGACACGACAUGAGCGAGACAUGCAGGAAGUGAAAGAAGAACUGAGGGAAGAAAGAAGCAAACGCCUGGCGCUUCAGGAGGAAGUGCAAAGUUUGAAAAUGAAGCAUUAAUCCCAACACAGGCGCUGAUCGAGCUGCUUGUCUUCUGACACUGCAGGGCCCUUGGACUGCACAUUUUUAACAAGAUCAACAUUUUUCUGAAAUUGUGUGAAACUGAAGAGGGAGAAAGACACUCCCACUGAAGGCACACAAGUGAGGGCUAUUUUCGAAAGUGUAGCGGGAUCAAGCUAAUCCUGCAUCGGACCAGAGAACCUCCAAAAGACUUUAAAAUAACAUGCUGUUAAAUUAUUGUAUAUUUAACUACUGGAAAUCACAAAUACUGGUCCUAAGUGGGUUAUGGUUUGUAGCAAAUAAUGUUUUACACUGUUCUGUUUCAACUGUCACCUUGACUACUUUCACUGUAGAUUUUUUUUUUAUUGCAAAGUUUUAUCAACAGAAUUUGUAAUAUAUGAAGACGUACAUAGGAGGAAAUAUAACUUUUGCAAAGAGAUAGAAAAUUAUUUUACAUCAUCCUAAGGGGUAAUGUUACCUGAAUGUCAAAGAGUGAAAUAUUGCUGUCAGAAACAUGGGCUAAUGCAGGUUAAUUUAUGCACCACACAGUAAUGUUGCAUUAAUCCACUGGAGGGCACUGUAUGCCCGUUCUUCUACCUAAAGAGAAGCGCUGGGUUUCUCAGUGGAUGCUGGAUUGAUGAAAGUGGACUGGCAAAAGUAGUCUUGCUUUGCCUGCAUAUUUAGGAACAGAGGGUAACAAAAUCGAACAUCUUAUUUACAGAAGUAAUUGUGUUUACAUUUUAAGCAAAUUGCUCUUGUUAAUGAAUAGUGCCUUUUUGAGACGAAAACUUGACUACCCCAGGAGUUGUACCAAGUUCGUGCUCAUUAAGCUUCAUGUGUCGCUCAGAGAAAAACUGACUCAGCCUGAAAUCUCAGAAAAUAGUGACUCAUCGGAGUAUAUGUAUAAAAUGUGGGGAGGGAGUUAAUGAGAAAUUCCUUGCACCCAAUGAAGAGGAAAAAACUUUUGUCGUGACUACUAUUUGGACCAUGGCAACAAUGUUUAAAGAUUUGGUUUUGGCUUCAAAUGGUGAUGGUGGUCAAAGUGGUGGUGGCAUGUUCCUGCUACCAGUGUCGCCUAAUGUAGAGCAACAUCUGGAGCACAUCAGGGAUCGGGUGCUUCUGAUAUGUCCAUGGGAACGUACUAUUUUUAAAAGCUAUGUUGAAUAAUGGUCAUUAAGGGCAUGUUCCCACUUGGACGAGGAGUGAAAAAAGGAGGAUAAAGAAACAAAAAAGGGUCAGCUGAUUGUGCAGAAAUGUGAGACUUUUGGGAAGAAAUGAAAAUUAAAGCCCUACAAACACAAA
Messenger RNA from Acanthochromis polyacanthus (spiny chromis), 2969 nucleotides. RefSeq names its product SH3 domain containing 21 (gene mnmip1). Gene Ontology annotation, molecular function: protein binding. The transcript is spliced from 17 exons. The coding region runs from base 183 to 1667 and encodes 494 amino acids. The record is from RefSeq and is a predicted model, not a curated record. Lineage: Eukaryota; Metazoa; Chordata; Actinopteri; Pomacentridae.